AUGUUAAUGUGUCGAGUUUGCUUAGCAACUAAAGACAGUGACAAUAUAACCGAUUCAUCGUGCUUUACUAGACUUUUCAUUCAAAUCUUGGGCUUAAAAGACUUCAAUGAAAUCCUAUACCUUUGCAUGUGGUGUAGAGCUGUGUUAAGAAGAACUAUGUCCAUCCAGAAUAUAGCUUUGGAAUCACAAGAAAUAUUACAGACUCAGAUCACAACCGAUUAUCCCAAAAACCAAAAAAGGACACAUACACUAAAAACUAUAGAAAAUUAUCAAAUAGACAUACCACCAACACAACAUACUACAAAUACAGAUAAACAAGAAUAUGAAUUAACAAUAUAUUCGUCAAAAGAUACCAAAAAUAAUGAACAUAACGAAACACAAUUCGAAUUCCACGAAAUAAUUGACUAUUCAAAAGAUUCCAUUUUUGAAAAUGAAUUGACAGUUGCAAAAUUAAGAAAACAAGAUGUAGAUUAUAAAGAUUAUAAUUUCGAAGUCAUAUUUUUGGAUGCAAAUGAUCAGUUAGAGGAAAUUAAGUUAAAUAAAUUGAAAUAUAAAGAUUUUGAAUUCCAAUGUGAUGAUUGUGGAAUUGGAUUUUUGACUAAAGACGUUUUGGACGAACAUACGAUUAGACAUACUAAGCUCUCAGGCCCAUACAAAUGUGUACUCUGCUCCCUACACUUUAAAUCUCAAGAUGUGCUAUCCCAGCACAGACUGUCUCAUAGACGAAAAUUUAAAUGUUUACUCUGUUCAUACGCCUGCAAACGUUGGGCCCAAUGUUUGUCACAUAGGACCAAAUGUGGUGGUAUUAUGGAGCCAACCAUAUGUGGAGAAUGUUCUAAGAUAUUCAACAACGAACAUUCGCUGAAAAUCCACAUGAAAAUACAUAAGACUGAGAAGAAAUAUUGUUGUGCUGAAUGUGAUAAGAAAUUCAUGAGUAAACACCAUUUGAUAGUACACGUCAGAUCACAUUCCGGUAUAAAGCCGUUCUCCUGUACACAAUGCGGUCGCUCAUUCGCCACGAGAUCGAACCUGCGCGCUCACAGUGCAGUGCAUGCACAGUACUCACAGCACUACUGCGUCGAGUGCCACAUUUAUUAUAAGUCUGAAAAGAGCUUGAAACGACAUUUUAAGGAAUCGGCGAAACAUGCGAGAGUGGGGAAUAAACUAUAUCCAUGUAAAGAAUGCUCAAAAGAGUUUUCAAGUGAAAAGCUACUGACGUCGCAUAUAAAUACACGACACGAUACAGAAUACAAGUGUCAACAAUGUGAUAAGACAUUCUCCAAUAAUUCCAACUUGAAGAAACAUGUCAGAUGCAUUCAUGUUAUGACAAAGUAA
Molecule: messenger RNA, 1335 nt
Organism: Spodoptera littoralis (African cotton leafworm)
Lineage: Eukaryota; Metazoa; Arthropoda; Insecta; Lepidoptera; Noctuidae
Source: the annotation of a GenBank genome assembly